Molecule: messenger RNA, 1440 nt
Organism: Plasmodium inui San Antonio 1
Lineage: Eukaryota; Apicomplexa; Aconoidasida; Haemosporida; Plasmodiidae
Exons: 5
Coding region: 1-1440 (479 amino acids)
Source: RefSeq, a predicted model, not a curated record
AUGAAGAACAUCAUGUCGAUACAGAUUCCCGCACACAGAAACGUAAAAACCUCUGUUAAGAGGAACCAGCAACAAAUCUUAAAAAGUUACAUUUAUAUGAUGAAUACUGAAAGGAACAAUUUCUAUAUGAACACUGAACGUACAGAUAAAAAAGGACAUAAACAUAAGUUCCCUCCUCAUCUUUUAAAAGAGCAAAUACUGAACUUUAGUAAAAGACCAAGGGAUAUCAUUUCAAAGCCAUCGAACAACUGCAGCAGUGGCAACAAUUUGGAGAAAAAUAAAAAAAAAAUCAAAGUUAAUAAGGCAGAAGAAAAUGACGAUGUUAUCCUUUUGGACGGAGAUCAAAAUGUACCUUGCCGUUCAGGUGAAAAUGGGCCAAAAAGUAGCAAGACGGGAAACAACAAUUUGGUGCAGGGGUACAAUAAGGGGGAGGACGCAGGUGGGAGUAGCACCUACAAUUUUUUGAAAAUCCCCCUUGCAGUGAAACGGAAAGAUGGUAAAAUUAGCCUCAAAAGGAACAGCAUAGCAAUCACGGGUGUGGGCAUAAAAAAUAAACAAAGUAGCGCAAAUCGCACGAGUGGAGAAAAAAGUGACAGUGUAAAGAACGCGUCGUUUAAAAAGAUUUUUAGUGCGGAGGAGGCGAACAAGAUAAAGCUGAAUUACAACAAUAAUUUUAGCGGCAUGGAGAAGAGGGAAGAAAAAAAGGUGAAGGACUUCUACUGCAAGUUUUACAAAUGUACACAGGGCCAACAAAAGGGAAGUGGGACCAACCGAGGCUAUGCCAGCGAUGCCGCAAAUGUGCAAACUUCCUGCUUACGAAUGCUCGAUGCGCCGUCCAAAUACUGCAAAUCGUGCAGGAAAUUUUUUAAGCUGCUCAUAUCUCACGGCACCAAGUACAAGGGAACGCUAGUAGGCAUAAACUUUAUCCGUCCAGACGUUCAAAGCGUUUUGUACGCGUACAAAUGCGAUAAACAACACGAAUUUAACCUGUCGCUCUUUCACAUUAUGCACAAUUUGUGGUGCCCGCAUGAUUAUUGCCUGUUCGAGUGUAAGAACACGCAUGAGAAAAACUAUGCGACUGAGUUCUUUCGCCUCAAAGAGUUGGACACUAUGGAAAAGCAGAGGGACCUAUUUUUACAGGCCAAAAUGUUUUGUCUCGUCCAUCCGGAGAAUGCCUUGCCAGACAGUAGCGAGAAGACCGGAGCAGAAUGCACCGAUGAUGUUGAGAGGAUUAUAAGGAACGCCAACGACCCGUGGAAAGUUCUCCAGAUCAAGAAAUUUUCCAAAAUGGAGUUAUGUGACAAGGAGUUAAAAAGGAAAGUACGAAAAAGUUACCGCGCCCUGGCGCUGAGGGUUCACCCCGAUAAGAACAAAAGUAAAAAUGUCACGUUAGCUAUGAACAUUUUAACCAACUCGAUGAAGGCAAUAACAUCCGCGUAG